Molecule: messenger RNA, 1897 nt
Organism: Chiloscyllium plagiosum (whitespotted bambooshark)
Lineage: Eukaryota; Metazoa; Chordata; Chondrichthyes; Orectolobiformes; Hemiscylliidae
Source: RefSeq, a predicted model, not a curated record
AUGUGCACGCGCACAGCCGGUCCGUGCAUUGAGUGUCUUCUCCCCCACCGGGGGACCAUGAGUUGGCGGGGGAGAAACUCGGAUCGCAUCAACGUCCACAGGCCGUUCCCCAGCGACGAUAUUUCUACAACAGACACAUGCCCAAUGCAAUUUCUUUCAGCACAAAGAAAUGCAAGAAAAGGACCAUCAGAAAAAUGUCGAAGUGUAUCUGUUUGUUCAACAGACCGGACUUGUGUGGACUGGCUUUCGAAGAAGUCAUUUGCAUAUCUCCAGGAUAAAGCAGAUAAGGAAUCCUUGGGAGUUAGUGCUCUUUGUCAGCCCUUGUUUGAUACAGAAGAAUGCUUUAUCAAGGAAUUGGAUGAAUAUAUAGCCUGUAAGGAUAUGCUAAACUUGAGAAAAAAAGAAAUACUGUACAAAAAAUGGAAUGAUUACGUUUAUGAACCAAUCCAAUGGAAAGUCAAGGCAAAAUUAAAUCAGUCAAUUGAAAGAAGACGGCCUUCAGUUUUACAGUAUUUAGACUACUGCAAUAAAAAGGAGCCUGUAUUUUUGGAAGAAUAUAACACAGAUGAUUUUAAUCCAUUUGUCAGCCAUCUGUGCAAACCUCAUACAUUUAAGACAAGGAUUUCAACUGUCAAUGAUCCUCUGCUGUUUCAAUCAAGAAGCAAGACUGAGGAAGACAAUGCUAUUCUGCAGUGUCAAAAAGGUAAAGUUUAUUCUUUAAAAGAAACUGAAGAAUUUCACAAGGCACAACUACCUUUGGUUCCAUUGGGUCGCCAAUAUGUUGACAGCAACACCUGGCUCCGUGUACCACUAGGCUAUAUUGAGAGUGAAGUCCGACAAAGAAGCAGAUGACACUUGUAAAAUGGAUCAAAUAGUGAAGAUGACAGUAACAGACUUCAAAGGGAUACAGUCGUGUGAAAUGGAAACGGAUGACUUGGAGAAGUAGACAUAUGUGAGUUCAUCAUCCAUUUUUAUUGCGAAGACGCAGAUUUAUAAGAAGCUUUUCCAGGACUGACCUUCUGCACCAUGGACCAGUAGACGUUCCAGAUUAGUUUAACUUAGUUUAAUGUGUGUCCUAGGCCAGCUCCUGAAAGUAGUCUUUGGCUUAUUGUACAACUACCUCCAAAACUAACUGGUAAUAAAAAAUUACAUAAUGUGAAUGCAUGAGUUUUAAUAAGAACGCAGUAACAGCUAUUAGUUUAGAAGAGAGUGCCAAAAUCUGUGAGAAGUAAUUUACUGCACAAAUUUAGUCAUUUACUUGAUAAGUAGCAAAGAAUAGAAUUGACAAUGUAAUAGUAAUUCAUGUCACUUACUGAAUGUAUCACUUAGCUAAAAUGAAAAUAAAACCCAAGGUAAGGAAAUCUAAAACCAGAGAAGUCUGGAAAUACUUGGAUCAGGUAGCAUCCAUGGCCUUCUGGAGGAGGAUACGAGAUCUGAAACAUCAUCUAUUUCUCCACGAAUGCUGUUUACAGCUGCUUUGGUUUUCAUUUAUAAAAUAUUUCAGGCCUAGCACAAGUACUUUGAGGUUGAGAGAAUAAUUUGAUCAAAUAAUUUGCUGUCAGCUAUUAGCAGAUUAAGGUGAGUCCUAUGGGGACCCAGCAAAUGGACAGCUGGAAAACUGAACUGAGAUGUUGAUAAUACUGUACAUAUUGUUGGUUAAGCAUUUGACCCUCAAUUUGAUCAAUUUUGCAUUGAUUCUGCUUUUCAAAAAGAGGAAGAUCAUAGUGACAUAUUCAAUUUGUCAUGUACAGAGUACAGAUAAAAUCAAAGGUGACAUUAUAGGUGGUAAGGCAAUAAUGGUAAAAUAUUGAACAUGCACUAACUCAAACUUGCUUUAAGAUCUAAUUUAAACAAAAAGUUCUGGUAAUGUAGCAUACAUGAAGUACUGCACAGCAGA